AUGCUCGUCCCUAGACAAAACGCACUUUCGUCUGGCGACCUCAUCACCUGUGAGCGAGCAAUGCUCAAAUUUCUCGACGGCAAACUGGGGGAUAAUGUUGGAAUGGAUCUUAAAGUAUGGAACUGGUCGAUACCAGAAUUGUAUGGCAUCGUUUUAGGAAUGAUUGUCAAAAUUGACCUUGCGGGUACUCUCAACAUUCGGAAAUCUGAAAUGUUAGACUUCAUCAUCGACGUUGAGAAAGGCUACUGCAAUACUCCAUAUCAUUCAUUCUAUCAUGCUGUCGACGUCGUUGCUGUGCUGUACUAUAUGCUCACCGACUUGGGCGCCGCAAAAUACUUAACCCCGUUAGAUUCUAUUUGUCUACUUAUAGCGGGUUUAUGCCACGAUAUUGGUCAUGUUAACGCACGAACAGAACUCGCUAUCCGGUAUAACGAACAAUCAGUUCUGGAAAAUUAUUCUUGCACUCUUACCAUGGAACUCUUAACAAAACAUAAACUUUUCCGUCAUGUGCACACUUGCAAUGACGAGUAUUUAGGCUGCGACCCCAAAGAGGUCGACACUGCAUUGCGAAACUUGAUCACCAAAACUAUAUUAUCCACAGACAUGACAUUUCACUUUGAUAUAUUGGAGUCUUUGCAUAACAUGAUCGAAGCUUUCACUUCUUGCUCGUCUGAUGAGUCGGGUGAAGAGAUGGAUAACAGUUGUAACUCAUCUCCCGCUUCCUCGAUCUCCUCUUCUCCCAUUUCUUCUUCUCCCAUAUUCACUUCCCCAAUUUCCUCUUCCCCUAUUUCUUCCUCUCCGGAAUCAUCGCUGGUUUCUCCGAUAGCGCAAAAAAGUUUUCCUGUCAAGACGAAUAACAACAAUAUUCAUCAUCUUCAGAUCAGAUUACCAAGACCGUCAGCCAUAGUGGUCACCUUAGAUUCCGAACAACGUGAAAUUUUGCUAAAGGUCUUAAUACAUGCCGCUGAUCUUAGCAACACCGUUCGUCCGUGGAGCAUCUCAAAACGUUGGUCGGAUCUGGUCGUAGACGAAUUCUUUCAUCAAGGUGACCUCGAAAAAGAAAACAAUCUUCCGGUGUCUCCAAAUAUGGACAGGGAACAAGUACAUCAAUGCCAGAUCAGCCUUGGUUUUGGUGAUUACGUGGUCAAACCUUAUUUUGAAGCUUUCGCCUCUUUCUUACCCCAAGCCUCUAUAUUCCUGGACAUCUUGGCCGAGAACCGUGUCCUGUGGGAUAAUAUGAAGAACGCUCCGCCGCAACCAGCUCCGACAUCCUAUUUAUUAGCCCCUCCCCCGACUCCAACCGCUCCGAAGGAACAACAACGUCGAGUCAGUUUGGCCGCCGGUCUCCUAAUAAUUCCUGAUGAUAUUCAAGAAAAACUGCGGUUGAUGUCUUCUCCACGUUCCCCAAGGCUACAACGAAAACUGAAACGUAGCUUGUCUGGUCGAUCUUACAGUCACCAUUCGUUAUUGUCCGCUCGCCAUGCCUCCUCGGCACCAGAUGAUGAUGACGAGGAUUACGGUGACGAUGGAUAUAGGAGACCCACGCGUCGGAAAUCCGAAAAUCCGAAUGCCAACGAAAAUUCAUCCUCGAUCACAAACACCAACGUGAUGAUGGGUGGCACGCGUUCGGCAUCCUAUCAUUACGGCAAAAAGGCGAACAAUCAGCAACGAAGGUUAGGUGGCCGUGUGAGACGUAGUAGUUCAUUGGACCACAACAUGAUUCGACAGAUAACCGCCUUAUACGGCACCGGCGACGCUCCUUCACCGUCCGAUAAAGAGACCGUCGUGGCCGGAAGUUAA
Molecule: messenger RNA, 1800 nt
Organism: Acaulospora morrowiae
Lineage: Eukaryota; Fungi; Glomeromycota; Glomeromycetes; Diversisporales; Acaulosporaceae
Source: the annotation of a GenBank genome assembly